CGGCGGGGCGGGGGCCGCGCUGAGGGGGCAGCGCCGGGGUGGGGCCCUCCUUCGCCUUCGGGAGCUCGCCCGCCGGCGGCUCCCUCCCUGCCCGCUCUCCCCCCGCCCGAUGCGCGCUGACCCCGCUCCCUGGAGCCCGGGGGCGGCCGGUGGGGGGUGUGGGGCCUGCUGAGGGGUCUUUUCUCAAGUCUCUCAGAGCUGCAGAGCGGGGCUGCAGCGGGGCCCGGGGCUGUGGCACGGCUGUGGCACCGGCUCUCACCAAGGCAAAUCCCCCGCUCACGGCGGGUUCCAGCCGUUCCCAGCAGUGUCUUCCCGGCCCCCGCAGCGUGCCCAGGACACGCUCAGGGGGCCCCGUGCGAGGUCUCUCGCUUACUUUUGGACUUGGACAGACCUAAUCUGUGAAGAUAAUUAAAGUUCCUGUGCUCUGGAUGCUCCCAGGAUGCCGCCGCUGCCGGGCGCCGAGCGGGUGCGGAGCGCGGUGCAGCUCUACCGGUACCUGCUGCGCUGCUGCCGCCGCCUGCCCGAGGGGAGCGUCCGCCAGCACUACCGGCACACCGUCCGGCAGAGUUUCAAAGUUCAUGCUGAUGAAGAUGACCCUGAGCGAAUCCAGCAGAUCAUUAAAAGAGCCAUUGAAGAUGCUGACUGGGUGAUGAAUAAAUAUGAAAAACAGAAGAAGAGGAAGGAUGAAGACAAGGACACUGGUAAACAUCCUUAGAGGACUUGCAGUCAAGCCCAGUGCUGUAUUAGAAUUAUUGCCUGAAGUUUUCUCUUAGAUACUACAAAUGCAGUAAUUUAUAUCUCACUGGAAUGUCAUGAAGCUAAAUUAAUAUUUCUGAAGCUAUUUAAGUGUGUAAAUGAAAAGGCACAGUCGAGGUUAAAACUCUUGCCUUGUAUAAUCACAAAUUUUAAGUUAAAGCCCAAACUUGUCUAAGCUUUGAGUAACUUCCUCCAUUGUAUGUUAGGCCUGGAUCAACCCUGGCAGUGUGUGAGGCACAUUUUGCAGGUUCUUUGGUGACAAGGCUCCCCUGCAUCAGCCACUGUGGGUUUUGGUGGCUGAGCAGUUCAGCUGUGUGUGUGUGACACUGAUGGCACUGUCACUCUGAGAGGUCACAUCAUCCUCUCUGGGGACCAGAGGUGUGUUCACAGUGAAGAGAGGUAUGACCAGAGCACAGGGCUGGGUUUGAUCCAACAGCAAACUCAAAAGCCUGGGCUGCCGAGGGGAGAACAUGCCACGAGAACUUUCACCCCUUCUGAAGGCUGAACCACAGUAAUUUCCACUUGCCUGUCCAUGCUAUGGCCACAUCUUCCCUCUGCUCUGGGGGCUGUUGGACUGCUGGCUGUCUCAGUAAAGUCAGGGGCUGUCACUGCUCUCUGAGCUGCCACGGGAACAGCCCCUGCUGGGUCGGGAACAGCCCCUGAAGGGUCAGGAACAUCCCCUGCUCUGUCGGGAACAGCCCCUGAAGGGUCAGGAACAUCCCCUGCUCUGUCGGGAACAGCCCCUGCUCCCCCGGGUUCGUGCUCGGGGCAGUCACUGCCCGUGCGAUGCUGUACAGCUCAGAGGCCUGCACGGCUCUUUGCAACACAGAAUAAAUGUCCUUUCAAAA
Molecule: messenger RNA, 1604 nt
Organism: Pseudopipra pipra
Lineage: Eukaryota; Metazoa; Chordata; Aves; Passeriformes; Pipridae
Gene: LYRM9
Product: LYR motif containing 9
Exons: 5
Coding region: 440-715 (91 amino acids)
Source: RefSeq, a predicted model, not a curated record